This is a messenger RNA of Pelmatolapia mariae (spotted tilapia), 1809 nucleotides long. Its product is annotated as solute carrier family 66 member 2. Gene Ontology annotation, cellular component: trans-Golgi network; endosome. The record is from RefSeq and is a predicted model, not a curated record. The coding region runs from base 186 to 920 and encodes 244 amino acids. The transcript is spliced from 5 exons. Gene Ontology annotation, biological process: phospholipid translocation; retrograde transport, endosome to Golgi. NCBI's taxonomy places the organism in Eukaryota, Metazoa, Chordata, Actinopteri, Cichliformes, Cichlidae.
UGGGAUUUGAAAGUUGCAGCUGCCGGGGAGCCCGGUGUGUUUUCACGCCGAAGAAUUCGUGUGCGGGUUUUGUUUAUGUUACAAACGGGCGGAAAGUGAAUGAAGAGGCUUGUGGCCUGCUGUCUGUCAGAUCUCCUACUGCUACUCAUCCACCUCCUGAACACUCGUAAUAUUCCCUUGCUGUGAUGGAUGCCGAGGUGGUUCUCCAGGAGGAGGACAUGGAGGGCUCGUGGACGCUGCUCUCCUGGUUGGCAUCAUUCGUAAUGGUGUUUGGGGGAGCCCUGCCUUAUGUGCCGCAAUAUCAGGAGAUCCAGAAAAGCAGCAACACUGAGGGAUUCUCCACCAGAGUCUGUCUGGUGCUGCUCAUAGCUAACAUCUUGCGUAUAUUUUUCUGGAUAGGGAAGCAGUUUGAGGUGACCCUGCUGCUUCAGAGUGUGGUCAUGAUUCUCACCAUGUUUGCCAUGCUCCACCUUUGUUGCGCUGUGCAAAACACCAACAGAGUAAGCACCAAGCAGCAUCGCCUUUCAGACCUGAACUUGCAUUACUUCUGGAAGUGGAGCGCCUUUGAGGACUACCUCCUCUUCUGCUUCGGCUUCACCGUCGUGUGUGCAGUCAUCACCCUGCUGCUGCUGGACUCUGUGGUGUUUGUGGAGACUUUGGGUUCGCUGGCCGUGAUGUUCGAGGCCAUGCUGGGCGUCCCGCAGCUGCUGCAAAACUUCCAUAAUCACUCCACAAAAGGCAUGAGUGUGAAAAUGGUGCUGCUGUGGACAGCUGGUGACGUCUUCAAGACCACCUAUUUUGUGAUGAAUGAAAGCCCGGCGCAGUUCUGGGUGUGCGGUUCAGUCCAGAUCCUGAUUGAUGUCGCCAUCCUCCUCCAGGUCCUGUUUUACAGCCAAGACACAAGAGCCAAGCUGGGCUGAGCAUGUCUGUUACAGUGACUAACAUAAAAGCCCGAGUGUUUGAGUAAGUUUCGAGGACUCUGAUGACUUCACGCCCUUUAGAACAUGGUGCAGUGUUGAUAGCGUUUAAUGUUUAGUGCCAGAGUAAGGACAAACCAAAAAGUGUGUUUGUUUUGUUUUUCUUUGGUGUGGUUGUUCAUUUCUUUUACUGUUCAUACUAUUCUAGUGUCAAAGAGACCCAACCGAGUUACCUGUAAAUGCCAUAAAGCCAAAAUUCAUGCAUUAGCAUCUUUAAUCAUGCCCUAGCACCUAAAUGCAUUUGCCUGUACAUUUGUACUUAUUUUGCUACGUGUCUCCUGAAGUGUAGUGGGCAUGGAAAUUGUAAGGAGGAUGCAUUACUCAUAUUGGCAGCUCACUAACGACAAAUAUGCGCUUCUGUAAUGGCAACCGUAACAACCAGUCCUGCACUGGUAGGCCUCCACUGGACCCUGCCGCCUGACUGAUGGCUCUCCCACUUCACACUCCUCACUUCACUGGACUGUUUCUCAUGAUACAUAAUAUGUGAGCUUGUCUGUGCCUUUGCAUGUGUGCGAGGUUGUCGUUCUCUCUGGUGUGUUAGUGUAGCUGAAAUUGAUUUUCGCCGUUGGCAUCGAGAGCCAAGCCAAAGCUUCAGAAUGUACAUCGAGUAAUCUACACAGGCCAUCAAUCUGUGUGUUAUGUAUGGUGGUUUGAUUGACAUGCAGUACAUGUCUCCACACAGUAUACAUAGAAAUAUGAAAAAUGUGGGCAGUGAUGGUUUGCACUUUUCCUCAGCUGCAAAAUGUGUUACGGGCAUCGGAAACACUGCAGACUUCAGGGCAACUGAACUUCUCGAGGGGACAGUGUUACUGAAUCUUUGUGGUAUUGCAAU